This is a messenger RNA of Helianthus annuus (common sunflower), 1447 nucleotides long. RefSeq names its product ninja-family protein 3. Gene Ontology annotation, cellular component: nucleus. The record is from RefSeq and is a predicted model, not a curated record. The coding region runs from base 279 to 1289 and encodes 336 amino acids. Gene Ontology annotation, biological process: negative regulation of DNA-templated transcription; signal transduction. NCBI's taxonomy places the organism in Eukaryota, Viridiplantae, Streptophyta, Magnoliopsida, Asterales, Asteraceae. The transcript is spliced from 2 exons.
CUUUUUCGCACCUAUACUUUCUCUCUGCAACAAUCUCCCCCUCCCCGCCGGCGGAGCAAAGUCCGGCACCGGCGACCUUUUCCGGCAAAACAUUUUCAAAAUUUCAAAAAAAUUCAACAAAUUUCAACAAAAUAACCGUUUUUUGAUAGAAAUCAUGACGUCAUCCAUCGUAACUGCUGUUUUAACAUGUUUGUAAAUAAAUUAUUAACAGAUUUCAUGCUUUGAAAAUUCAAGAAAAAUUAAAAAAAAAAAUUAGAGCUCGCCGGGAAAGUUUUCCGAUGGAUUUUUUGAAGAGUUUCGGCGACGGUGGAUCGGUGAAAGGCGAAAAACACGAUGAGGAAAACGUGGAGCUGAGUUUAGGAUUGUCGUCGAACGGCCGAUUCGGCGUUGAAAGACGGCGCGUGGCGGCGGAGGAUGUUUCCGGCGAGAAUAACCGUUUAAUUAGGUCAAAUUCGACGGUUGAUUUUUUAGAUUUUAAGAAAUUAUCGUCGGGAAAUGAUGAAACGACGUCGUUGACGUUGUUUCCGUUAACGAGGACGUGUUCGUUGCCGAUUGAGACGGAGGUGGAGUGGAAGAAGCGGAAGGAGUUGCAGUCGUUGCGGCGGUCGGAGGCGAAGCGGCGGCGCGUGGAGAAGGUUAAGAAUGGGCGCGUGGUGAAAGGAUUGGGGGUGGAGGAAAGUUAUGAAGGGAAAAUGAGAAGUUUGGUUAACGGUAAUGAAUUGUUGCCUCCGCUUCCACGUCCGUCAAGUUUUCCGUCACAGGUGAGUGUUGGAUCUCCGGCGAGUGGUGGAUCUUCUGGAGUUUCUGAUUUGGAAAGUCAACCUUUUUCAGGAACCAACAAAGACACUGAACUUAAAAGCACUGCAAGUCAUCAAGCCGUAUCGCAUCAGAUCUCGAGUUCAAACAUCUACAGAUCAAACUCAAUUGCUUCACACACAUCUUCAAGUUCAAACCUCUACAGAUCAAGCUCAAUUGCUUCACAAACAUCUUCUCAAACCAUCAACAGAAACCUGUCGUCUCAAACCAUCAACAAAAACCUGUCGAAAGACGAAACCUUAAAGAUGAUGUUCGCCGACAUGCCUUGCGUUUCGACCAAAGGCGAUGGUGUUAAUGGCAAAAAGAUAGAAGGGUUUUUGUACAGAUACCGAAAAGGCGAAGAAGUGAGAAUAGUGUGUGUUUGUCAUGGUAGCUUUUUGACCCCGGCGGAGUUCGUCAAACACGGUGGCGGCAGCGAUGUCGAACACCCUCUCAGACAUAUCGUCGUUAUGCCGCCAGCGACGUUCCUCUGAUAUGGACGACAAAAAUCGUUGUCUUGCUCCGAAACUGGUGGUUUGGCCCUUUUAUGUGUGCCAAAUCAAACAUUUAAUAAAGUUUUCUUUGUCAUUAUAUUUUUGUAUAAUCUUAGGUACAUGACAUUAUAACAUAAUUUUACAAGUUACAACUACAA